Miscanthus lutarioriparius is the source of this 1692-nucleotide messenger RNA. The record is from the annotation of a GenBank genome assembly. NCBI's taxonomy places the organism in Eukaryota, Viridiplantae, Streptophyta, Magnoliopsida, Poales, Poaceae.
AUGGAUGUAAUUUUUUGUGGUGGUGGUGAUGUGCGAUCGCAGGAACAGUCACCAUCGUUAAGAAGAGGGAUGAUACGCUGCGCUGUAACGGGCGCCGGGUGCGUCGCUUCGUGGAGCGGCGAUCGGAGGUCGCCGGCGGUCAACCCCUGCAGCGUGCGGAUGCCGACGGGCAACGGUGGUGGGUGGUGCGGCGGCCUGAGGUUGCGGGCGGCGGAUCUCGCCGGCCUCGAGAUGGCCAGCCUUCGUGGCGGCGUCGGGGGGCUCUUCCGCGCGAGCCCGCGCUAUGGGCGCUUGCAAGCCACGGCCGCAGUUGACCCUGAAGAUAUUCCACUGGAGAAGGUUCAAGUUAAAUCCUCAGGACAUGUUCUGUCAUAUGUUGGUGUUGCUUGUUUGGGGGCUAUUCUGUUUGGUUAUCAUCUUGGUGUGGUCAAUGGCGCGCUUGAAUAUCUCGCGAAGGAUCUUGGGAUUGCUGAAAAUGCUGUCUUACAGGGAUGGGUGGUUAGCACAUCCCUGGCUGGUGCAACACUAGGUUCUUUUACCGGGGGAUCUUUGGCAGAUAAAUUUGGGCGGACAAGAACAUUCAUCCUGGAUGCAGUCCCGCUUGCUCUAGGUGCAUUCUUGAGUGCAACAGCUCAAGAUAUCCGCACCAUGAUUAUUGGUCGGUUGCUUGCUGGAAUUGGUAUUGGGAUCUCAUCUGCUCUUGUACCCCUUUACAUAUCUGAGAUCUCACCAACUGAAAUUCGUGGAACGCUUGGUUCUGUUAAUCAACUUUUUAUCUGCAUUGGAAUUCUUGCAGCUUUGUUAGCUGGAUUGCCUUUGGCAGGAAAUCCUGCCUGGUGGAGGACAAUGUUUGGAAUUGCUGUAGUUCCAUCCGUUUUGCUGGCUGUAGGAAUGGCCUUUUCGCCUGAAAGCCCUCGUUGGCUAUUCCAGCAAGGAAAGGUUAUUCAAGCAGAAUCAGCUGUAAAAAGACUGUAUGGAAAAGAAAUGGUUACCGAAAUUAUGUAUGAUCUGAGAGCUAGUGGCCAAAGUUCUUCUGAACCCGAAGCUGGCUGGUUUGAUCUUUUCAGCAAGCGUUACUGGAAAGUCGUGAGUGUGGGGGCAGCACUGUUUUUGUUCCAGCAGCUUGCUGGUAUAAACGCCGUUGUAUAUUACUCUACAUCGGUGUUCCACAGUGCAGGCAUUGCAUCUGAUGUUGCUGCUAGUGCUCUUGUUGGAGCAGCCAAUGUUUUUGGCACCAUGAUUGCAUCUUCUCUAAUGGACAAGCAAGGAAGGAAAAGUCUUCUGAUAACAAGCUUUUCUGGAAUGGGUGCUUCAAUGCUACUCCUAGCAUUGUCCUUCACCUGGAAAGCUCUGGCACCUUAUUCUGGUACUCUUGCUGUUGUUGGCACUGUUCUGUAUGUGCUGUCUUUUGCUCUAGGAGCUGGUCCUGUUCCUGCCCUACUUCUUCCUGAAAUAUUUGCCUCUAGAAUAAGGGCCAAGGCUGUUGCAUUAUCUCUAGGCAUGCACUGGGUAUCCAACUUCUUUAUUGGCCUGUACUUCUUGAGUGUCGUCAACAAGUUCGGGAUCAACAAUGUAUAUUUGGGAUUUGCAUCAGUGUGCGCCCUUGCAGUUCUUUACAUAGCUGGGAAUGUGGUCGAGACCAAGGGGCGAUCACUUGAAGAGAUUGAACGGGAACUAAGUGUGGCAGAAUAA